Messenger RNA from Ananas comosus (pineapple), 1562 nucleotides. Its product is annotated as calcium-transporting ATPase 8, plasma membrane-type-like. Gene Ontology annotation, cellular component: intracellular membrane-bounded organelle; membrane. The record is from RefSeq and is a predicted model, not a curated record. Bases 66 to 1199 code for a protein of 377 amino acids. Gene Ontology annotation, molecular function: ATP binding; P-type calcium transporter activity; ATP hydrolysis activity. The transcript has 12 exons. Lineage: Eukaryota; Viridiplantae; Streptophyta; Magnoliopsida; Poales; Bromeliaceae.
AUCCUUGUCGUCCUGGAGUCCGAGAUGCUGUUCUGCUAUGUAGAGAUGCUGGUGUCAAGGUACGUAUGGUUACUGGGGAUAAUCUUCAAACAGCCAAAGCCAUUGCUUUGGAGUGUGGGAUACUUACUGAUCCCAAUGUGUCAGAGCCAGUGGUGAUAGAGGGAAGAACAUUUCGCGCACGUACUGAUGCAGAAAGAGAGGCGAUUGCUAAUGAAAUCUCUGUGAUGGGAAGAUCUUCCCCAAAUGACAAGCUGCUGCUUGUAAGAGCUUUGAGGAGUAGAGACCAUGUGGUUGCUGUUACCGGAGAUGGCACAAAUGAUGCUCCUGCAUUACAUGAGGCUGAUAUUGGUCUUGCAAUGGGCAUUUCGGGAACAGAGGUAGCUAAAGAAAGUGCGGACAUUAUUAUUCUUGAUGACAAUUUUGCAUCUGUUGUGAAGGUUGUCCGGUGGGGUCGUUCUGUGUAUGCAAACAUCCAGAAGUUUAUUCAGUUUCAGCUCACCGUCAACGUGGCUGCUCUUGUGAUCAACGUGGUUGCUGCUGUUUCUUCUGGCAACGUUCCUUUAAAUGCUGUUCAGCUGCUUUGGGUCAACCUUAUCAUGGACACACUUGGGGCUCUUGCAUUGGCAACUGAACCACCAACGGAUGAACUUAUGAAACGCUCACCUGUCGGCCGGAGAGAGCCUCUGAUUACAAAUAUCAUGUGGAGGAACUUGUUUAUACAGGCUGUGUUUCAAAUCACUGUCCUUCUUACACUGAACUUCAGAGGCAGGAGCAUUCUGCAUUUGAACAAUGACAGUCCCAGUCAUGCUGAGAAAGUUAAAAAUACCUUUAUAUUCAAUUCAUUUGUUCUCUGUCAAGUAUUUAAUGAGUUUAAUUCACGGAAGCUAAAUGAGCUGAAUAUAUUCAGUGGAGUCACAAAGAACUACCUCUUCAUGGGCAUUGUAGGGAUUACGGUUCUACUUCAGGUCAUUAUCAUCGAGUUUCUUGGGAAGUUCACAUCGACUGUCAAAUUAACUUGGAAGCUGUGGCUUGUUUCUAUAGCUAUUGGUUUUGUGAGCUGGCCGUUAGCAGUCAUAGGAAAGCUCAUACCGGUUCCCGAACAGCCAUUUGGAGAGCUAAUUUUGAGCCGUUGUUCCCGGCCAGAGCAAAAAGUUGAUGGAGCAUCGUCUCGAGGAGUGUCACCCAAUCAUGCUGUGUGAAGUGACUAAUUAACCACGGAAUUGCGUGUAAAUGCUUACUACAUGAUCAGAACCACUAAUAUUACGACAUACGUCAUUAUCCUUCUAACCAAAACCCCUCCUUUUUUGUGCCUAACUUGAAUGCUUCUGGGGUUGCCCUUUCUACCAUGUUUGAAGAUUGUAACUAAUCUUACUAUUUUAGCGUCGGCGGAGUGGUGGUGCUAACUACUACUCUUCUACUAACUAUAGUUGCAAAUUUGGCUGCUGUUGUUUCUAUUUGCUGUGGCUAUUGCGACGAGCCUGAACCGUGGUGAUUAAUUAGCUUUGUAUCUACAAGAAAUCGAAUCAAAAGCACUGGUUCUUCGGAGUUGUGCAUUUCCUGUA